AUGUGGUACAACGACUGGUGUUACAGCCCACAUCCAAGACACCCAGGACAAUUUGCGGGAGCUCCGCAAGAAUGCGAUGAUAUGCACGUGAAACGUCCUAUGAACAGCUUCAUGGUCUGGGCCAAAGUUAUGCGACGAAAAUUUGCCGAAGAAAACCCGAAGUUGCAUAAUGCUGAGAUCAGUAAAAUGCUGGGCAAAGCGUGGAACGAACUCACGACCAAGGAAAAAAGACCGUUUGUAGAGAAGGCUGAAAGGUAUAUACGUAAUGUGGAACCAAACUAGGGACUUUAAGAUUGAUGUUUACGACAGCCAGCUAUAAUUGCAAAGAGUAAACUUCAAAUCGUAUUUGAAGUACUAUAUCCAACACGAGUAAGUGUUCUUACAAACAGGUUGAAAGGCGAAGCAUGCAGAGUUUUUUUUACCAUCUUGUCUGUCAAUUUAGAAAUCAGAGGAAGAACAGUUGCGAGUGUUGGAUAUAGCUUUUCAAACGAAUCAAUACUUUGAGACAAAAUCGAGUUUAAAGUUGACGAAAAACAGCCGUAACCUUCCUCUUGUUUCUAUAAAUAAUACAGAAUAAAUAUGCAUUUCUUUUGAAUGAUUUCCUUCAUGAAUUAUUAAUGAGCUUGGGAACGUUCUACAAGUUUUGGACAACUAAUUCUUGCUUCAAUAUUCACGCACAUGCAAAUAGUCCUAACUUCGAAAAGCUAACAGACUAACAGUCGACUUCAAAAUACGAUUUGCCAUUUGCCCAGAUCUGUUGCUGGUCUGCCGCAAUCUUAAAAUCUCUACUGUCUUGGACAGAGACACGGUCAAGCACGAGUAUUUAGAUAGGUUUCUGUAACUGUAAGCACACAGAACAGCUGAUGGUAUAGGCAACUUCAGAAAUGUAGUAACAUGUAUAAGAAGAAAUUAAAAGCAAACCAUUCAAUUAUAUUUCUCUCUUUCCAAGACAACAGCAUAGAAUAAAAAGAAAUAGCUUUUUCACUCUGAAAACUGUGGAUCGACCACCAUCUGCUGCGUGACAGAGCUUAUUUGAAACCCGCAAAAACUAUAUAGUUUCAUGUAUGCUGCUUUGCAUACAUCGUGACAAGUGUUAAAUGUUUUUGUAGUAACGAGAACAAAUGACGGAAAAUAUGCUAAUUAGGCAUGCGAGUUAGCCCAAAAUAUGAAUUGAAUGGCAAUGGUCUUAAACAUGCAUUAGUUCAAUGAUUCCUCCCAUUUAUAAUGGUUACCUUUGGUUUAUUCUAUGCUUGUAUUAUUAGUACUGUGGUAACUAGACGUGUGAGUUAUCCGAAGACGCACUCAGGCACAGAUUUUAAAUGCUUGGUUAGCUUGGCUUAUAUAUAGUUUCUAAAUGCUUACAUUAUCAGAACAGUGGCAACUAGACAUGCGCAUAGACUAUAGUUAUCCGAAAAUAUACUCACAUAUAAAUUUGAAAUGCUUACAUUAUCAAUACAGAAUAGUAACUUUUGGAAUGUGAAUUAUCCGAAAAUGCACUCAGGCACAGAUUUUAAAUGCUUGGUUAGCUUGGCUUAUUUCUAUGCUUACAUAUAGUUAUCCGAAAAUAUAUUCACAUAUAAAUUUGAAAUGCUUGGUUACCUUCGUUCCAUUAUAUGCUCAAUACCUCUAGAAUAGUAACUAAGGUAUGCGAGUCAGUAUCUGAAAAUACACUACGGUAUAGAUUUUAAAUGGUUACUUUUGUUUCAUUCUGUGCAUGCUUACACCACAGCGAAAACUAGACAAGUGGGUAUCUGAAUUGUAUAAAACUAACCCUUGCUCCGAUGUGUUUCUAGGUUACGAAUACUCCACAUGAAAGAACAUCCAAAUUAUCGCUACACUCCAAAGAAGGAAGCGAAAAAGAUGGGCUGUGCUGGCUUCCCCCAUCCCUACGCGUCGUUCCCCCGGCCCUAUUACCCCGCGGUACCCAAUGUCUCCGUGGUCCCCUCCAGUAACCGUUUCCGUUUCCCAGACCCAAGUCAAUAUGUCGAGGGUGGAGGUGUCCCUCCCAGGUAUAUCUAUAGUCCCGUACCCCCAUUGAGUCAUCCACCUUCCCCCAAUACUGCGGGACCACAUCAUAUGGCAGGCCACCCCGCCUCACCGAAUAACCAUGGGUAAGGGUAUAUUACCAUAUUUUUAUUCUGUUCAAACCAAUGAACCAUGUAGAAGCAUAGAGUUUAACUUCUUGGAAAAAACGACUUCGAGAAUACUAAUACUAUUUUAUAACUUCUCAAAAAAACAGUAUUUGUACAUCAAAUUCAAAGCAAAAUUUGACUUUAUCUAUAUAGACAUUAAUCAAAGCAUUUUUUUAUCAUAAAAGCUUUAAUACUGUUAAUGGAAAAGGUUUACAUUGUCAUACACUUUGAACAAGGAAACUUCUAUGGUGUAAAUUAACCAGCCUUAAGUCUUUGAAAGAGGUUAAUACUGUCACACACUUUGAUCAAAGAAACUUUCGAUAGUCUAAACCAGUCUUAAGUCUUUGAAAGAGGUUAACACUGUCACACACUUUGAUCAAAGAAACUUUCGAUAGUCUAAACCAGUCUUAAGUCUUUGAAAGAGGUUAACACUGUCACGCACUUUGAUCAAAGAAACGUCGAUAGUCUAAACCAGCCUUAAGUCUUUGAACGAGGUUAACACUGUCACACACUUUGAUCAAAGAAACGUCGAUAGUCGAUAAACCAGUCUUAAGUCUUUGAACGAGGUUAACACUAGCUGUCACACACUUUGAUCCGAAAGAAACUAGUUCCAUAGUGUAAACAAGGUAACAUAAAUUAUCAUAUCAAGCGCCGUUGAACAUGAAUUAUAGCCAUGUGAACAAUCUAAUUCACCAUUUUAACCAAAUGACAUAAUUUGGUCCUCAAUGGAAAAAGUUGAAAAAAUUCGCAAAUUGAGUUCAGACUAUGCUAUUCCUGCGCAAAAUCAAUGAUUUGCCCGAUAAAUGAUGGCGUACUAGACCGCGUUUACACUAUACUACAACGCCUAAAAUUCCGUUAAAAAUGCAUUACGUUUUUUAGUAUUGCGUUUACUCUAUAACGGAGUGGUUUGCCGAGUACCAACUACGGCUACAAAUGACAACCGGUUACGGGAAGCUACCGUAGCGUUAUAGUGCAAAACCGCGCAGCCUAAAUCAUUUCUGUGUAUUUUUUAGGAUGCUAAACCACCUUGCUAAUCACUCCAUAUCACCAGACGCGGUUAUCCCGCAUCAUCUAUCAAACCACGGCGGUUCGCCAGCUCCGCACAACCACCAGCUUCAUCUGAACCGAGUAGAGAGACCCUACAGCCCCCAAGGUAGCCCCGAAAGCCAAACUAGCAGCGUCUACCUUUCUCCACCGACUUACCCGCAAACAGAGGACGACUAUGCGCAGCAAGUUCACCCUCAAACAAUGAGCGGUGUACGGCAAACUAGCCCGAGAUUUGAAGCAGAAAGCAGCAAGAAGACUUAUAUAAACCUCUCAACCCCACCGGUAGAGGGGAAAGGAGUACAUGGCGGUGAAAAGUCGCCUUACCCGUACUCUCCAGCUACAACCCCAACAUAUCCACAAGAAAAAUACAACGGUUUUGUCGCAGGUUCAAAUCAUGCAUGGCGUGCGCAAGAGGCUAUCACCGUAAGAGAAUCCCAAGCAAGGCCUUCGACGGUGAUCGCGUGCGAAGCCGCACAGCGUCCAACAAUUUCUCACGCAAGUUCAACUGCACGCGUCGGACAACUGAGCGAUAUGAGCGCUUUUGAUCACCUCAGAGAGCUCCUAUACGACGAUCUAAAUCGUGAUGAAUUUGACGUGUACCUCGUCAAAAAGGAAAUAUAAUAUUUACAAGGCACUUGAAACGUGUCAAGAACUUGGUGUAACAGAUUACAAGUGUAAAAAAGUAUAUCAACGCGAUGAAAGGGUGCGUUUGAGCAUCUUACAGAUUUUCUCUGCGAAUUGUCACGAAUGUGACGCGCACUUGGAACAAAAAGGAAACAUAAUGUUUACAAAGUACUUGAAAUGUGUCAACAGCCACUCGAACGAGAUAAGUGAAACAAACGUUUAUGCUAUGAUACGUGUGAAAGGACUGCCUUUGGCCGCCUGUGUGGAAGACGCGCUGUAGAAAAUUGCGAACGCUUAGACUCCUUAUACACUACAAAUUUGCUCAAUAGAACGCUGGCAGCGAUAUUUUGUAAAACGUAAUUAUUCAGAAGGCUGGAAAGCUCGUCUCCCGUCAGGACAUUUAAGUUGCGACGCGCAUAGUUUAUUCUAAAGCGGGCUUUGGGUUUUUCUCGUGUCUCGUUGGUCGAGGCCGCGAGUCGUGCCAUCGUGGGGCCGGAUCAGACGAGAACUGGCAAGUCACGCGAGCUUGGGUAGCUGUUUUUUUAAUGCUUUCCCAACACUAUCAUGUAUUCUAUUUAAGUUAGAACGUGGCUGGAACACUUAUCAAACCUAUAGUUUGCUAAUCUAGAGUUCGAAAUGUCCCCUGUAAUAAUGCGUGCCUGCCAACUCUCAUCAAGGGUCUCAUCCUCUACUGUCCGGGGCUGUCGAACUGUUCAUAUGCUGAACAUCAAACAGUGAGUUUACGUCAUUUCCAUAGUUUAAGACCGGCGCAUGAUAAGCGCAAGUUGGAACUUGGUCAGCUUUUUGUUUGUUUAGCUAAAAAUCUUGCCUAAAAUUUUAUAAAUCCCAUUGAAAUGCUACUUAAAUUAAAAGAUUAAACUAAAGUUGAAGUCUACAAAGGAAGCAGGGUAUAUUUGACGGACAUUUCCCCUGACCUUGGUUUAAGUCAAUGAAUAUAUUCCUUGAACGAAUUACAUUCACAUUUUGACGUACAAAAGGCAAAGAGAAAUACCACCUAAUUAUCAUUUUCCUAAUGCCACAGAAUUAUAAACGUUCAUAAGAUAAGUCAUUUUCGUGUUAAAUUUCUUCGUUUGUGAAGUGACACCAUACACACGAAGUCGUUUAAUUUAAUACAGUCAUUUUAAAAUUACCUCAAAGAAUACUAAACACUCGGUUAUCGCGCCUCGUUUUUCAAACAACCGUUCGGUAUUUGAAAUCACAUAAUAAACUCCACUUCGAGUGCGCUAUACCUUGUCAAACAAACCAGGAUUUAAACUUGAAACUUCAAUACAAAUUGGCUGUUUUUAUUUCCUUGUUAUCAAUGACAACGUUUUGGUAAAAUAUUUUCAGAAAUAUUGAAAAGAAUAAUUCUGCAAUAUUCUUUGUAAGUUUGGAGUAACAUUUAUCGAUGGCCCUUACUGAACCUUGUCUAGGGAACAAGAGUUAUGCAGUAUAAAGUUAGCUUGCUAACGCACGACCCACGAAACACGAGUGAAGUACAAAUAUAACCUUUCCACUUGGCCAGCGCCAGCUGACGUGCUGUGUUGACAUGUAGGAAUGUCACGAGCGGAAAUUCCCUUGCAUGGGUUGUGCGCCAAAAUCGGUCACAUACCGAAUUGUUUGCGGCGCUAAGCGAGCCUCGAUGACAGUAGUCUGAGCUAGAAAUUAGAUUAUAACAUGAGAAUGUAACACUCAUGACCUGUGAUAGGAAUCAUCGCUAUUAAGCUUUCUGUCAUCUCGUGAGCAUGUAUACCUGAUACGCACUCGAGAUUGCGUGCACAGGUUACAACAAAAUAAAAUUCCGUAAAUGCUUACACCGCAUGCAUCUCUGCAAGCAUCUACGCUUGUUUGAUUAAAAAGCAUGUUGUUUUGCGCAAUUUGGGCAUAUUAUGCAAAUUUGCGCAUAUUAUUCAAAUUUGCGCACAUCAUUCAAAUUUGCGCACAUCACUAUAAUUAGGCACGCAUUAGAUGCGCAAAUAAUUUGUUGUCUUAUCUGCGUAAACGAUCUGACAGACACUUCAAAUUAUGAUGGAUAAUAAACUUAUCGCAUGUCCUCACCGAUUGAGUUGUGUCAACGGUAACUUUGAAGUAAGGCGCUUUUAAAGUUUAAGUCUCGCGACUGCAUGAAAAAACUGCGUCAAAAUUUUAACAGGUUUUUUAAAGCGAAAACAUUUGCGUCUGUAGUGUAUUUUUAAACCUAAUUUGCUGUAAA
This is a messenger RNA of Paramuricea clavata, 6015 nucleotides long. The record is from the annotation of a GenBank genome assembly. Lineage: Eukaryota; Metazoa; Cnidaria; Anthozoa; Malacalcyonacea; Plexauridae.